CAGGACUAGACUGUGAUGAGGAGGCAUCUCCCUACUCCCUGCUUGACAUCUGCUUGAAUUUCUUGAGUACUCAUCUUGAGAAAUUCUGUUCUGAAAGACAAGAUGGCACCUUGUGCUUGCAGGAACCUGGCACCUUCCCUCAAGAAGUGGCUGAUCGACUCCUACAGACUAUGGCGAAUCACGAGUUCACUUCCAGUGUGCCCUUGGCAAAGUCCCUGCAUGUUCCUGGCUGGAGAUAAUACUUGCAGACCACUACAGAAAGGCUUUGCAGUAUUUUGGAAAAAAAACACCUUAAAGCAGCAUGCCCUUCUGGGGGUCCUGAACGACGGAACGGUGGGCAUCUUCCGGGGCAACCAGAUGCGCUUAAAGCGGGCCUGCAUCCGCAAAGCCAAGAUCUCCGCCGUGGCCUUCCGCAAAGCCUUCUGCCACCACAAGCUGGUGGAACUGGACGCCACCGGGGUGAACGCGGACAUCACCAUCACGGACAUCAUCAGCGGGCUGGGCAGCAGCAAGUGGAUCCAGCGGAACCUUCAGUGCCUGGUGCUGAACUCGCUGACCCUGUCCCUGGAGGACCCUUACGAGCGCUGCUUCGGCCAGCUGGCCGGCCUGCGGGCCCUGAGCAUCACCAACGUCCUCUUCUACAACGAGGACCUGGCGGACGUGGCCUCCCUCCCCAGGCUGGAGAGCCUGGACAUCUCCAACACCUCGGUCACCGACGUCACGGCCCUGCUGGCCUGCAAGGGGCGGCUCAAGUCCUUGACCAUGCACCACUUGAAAUGCUUGAAGAUGACCACCUCCCAGAUCUUGGACGUCAUCCGGGAGCUGAGGCACCUCAGCCACCUGGACAUCUCCGACGAUAAGCAGUUCACGUCGGACAUAGCCCUGCGCUUGCUGGAGCAGAAGGACAUCCUGCCCGACCUCGUGUCGCUGGACAUUUCCGGGAGGAAGCACGUGACCGAUAAAGCGGUCGAAGCUUUCGUCCGGCAGCGGCCGACCAUGCAGUUUGUGGGCCUGCUCGCCACCGACGCCGGCCACUCGGAGUUCCUCACCGGCGAAGGGCACCUGAAGGUAUCUGGCGAAGCCAAUGAGACUCAGCUUUCGGAAGCAUUGAAGCGGUACAGCGAGCGGGCAUUCUUUGUCCGGGAAGCGCUCUUUCACCUCUUCAGCCUGACCCACGUCAUGGAGAGAACAAAGCCGGAAAUCUUGAAGCUCGUGGUGAUUGGAAUGAGGAACCAUCCGAUGAACCUGCCGGUGCAGUUAGCAGCAAGCGCCUGUGUGUUUAACUUAACCAAGCAGGAACUGGCAGCGGGAAUGCCUGUGCGUCUGCUGGCUGACGUCACCCAUUUACUCCUCAAAGCAAUGGAACAUUUUCCUAAUCACCAGCAGCUACAGAAAAACUGCCUUCUUUCGCUCUGCAGCGACAGGAUCCUUCAGGACGUCCCAUUCAACAGGUUUGAAGCUGCCAAGCUCGUUAUGCAGUGGCUGUGCAACCACGAAGACCAAAACAUGCAGAGAAUGGCGGUGGCUAUCAUCUCUAUCUUGGCCGCAAAGCUCUCAACUGAGCAAACUGCACAACUCGGCGCUGAGCUCUUCAUCGUCAGGCAACUUUUACAGAUCGUGAAGCAGAAAACCAAUCAAAACUCAGUGGACACGACCCUGAAGUUCACUCUGAGCGCCCUUUGGAAUCUCACAGAUGAAUCCCCAACCACUUGCCGGCACUUUAUUGAAAACCAGGGGUUAGAACUCUUCAUGAGAGUCCUGGAGUCCUUCCCGACCGAGUCGUCGAUUCAGCAGAAAGUACUUGGCCUCCUGAACAAUAUAGCUGAAGUCAAAGAAUUGCAUUCUGAGCUAAUGUGGAAGGACUUCAUAGAUCAUAUCAGCAAGUUACUGCACAGCGUGGAGGUGGAAGUCAGUUACUUUGCGGCUGGGAUCAUCGCCCACUUGAUAUCCAGAGGCGAGCAGGCCUGGACCUUGAGCUGCACACAGAGAAACUCUCUCCUGGAUGAUCUGCAUUCAGCUAUCUUGAAAUGGCCGGCUCCAGAAUGUGAGAUGGUAGCCUACAGGUCCUUCAACCCAUUUUUCCCAUUACUUGGCUGUUUCUCAACUCCAGGGGUUCAGCUCUGGGCAGUAUGGGCCAUGCAGCACGUCUGUAGCAAAAAUCCUGCAAGGUACUGCAGUAUGCUCAUUGAAGAAGGAGGAUUACAACAUUUAUACAACAUCAAGGAGCACGAUCAGACUGAUCCACAUGUACAGCGAAUUGCUGUUGCCAUCCUAGACAGUUUAGAAAAUCAUAUUGUACGACACGGGAGGCCACCCCCGAGUAAAAAGCCGCCUCAAGCCAGACUCAAUUGAUAGGCAGAAGUAAUUACGGAAUGGAGCGUCGUGGUCGGUGGUGUUGAAUCCGUUUUUCACUGCUGAGUAACACAGAUCAAACUGUGGAAAGAAUUCGAUCGUUGUGAAAUGGCCGUCCUAUUCGACAUUCUUGCUGAAGUUGACCUUCUCUUCUGAUAUCGAGUGCAUUUAGGAGGGGGAAAAAAAAUCAAUCCUUCGUAAUGGCUCUUUAUAGUUAGCACCUGCUGGCAUGUCCUAGCACAGAGGGCCUGGAAUUUCCAUUCUAAAUCCAGUUUUGUCAAGAAGUUGCUUAAUUUCACCAUCAGCAGACUGCGUUUUCUUGGAACAGUCAAAAUAUUUGGAACAGAGGCUUCACACGGGGAAAAAACUAUAAACAGAAUUUCCAACUAUUUUAAAAA
Ornithorhynchus anatinus (platypus) is the source of this 2750-nucleotide messenger RNA. RefSeq names its product zyg-11 family member B, cell cycle regulator (gene ZYG11B). Bases 103 to 2352 code for a protein of 749 amino acids. Gene Ontology annotation, cellular component: Cul2-RING ubiquitin ligase complex. The transcript is spliced from 16 exons. Lineage: Eukaryota; Metazoa; Chordata; Mammalia; Monotremata; Ornithorhynchidae. The record is from RefSeq and is a predicted model, not a curated record.